AUGUCCCACCCGCGGGUAGAAGAGGUCUCCGACAGCGACGUCGACAUGUCCGACCCGUCAGAGGGCGACAUCGACGACUUUGUCGAAUCGGACAUCAUGCGGCGAGUCCACGACAGCAAAAAGCCACCAUCACAACCACCCCAACCGCAGUCUUUCUCCAGACCAUUACCAUCCGUGGCCCAAGGAGGACUCCCACAGGUCCAAAUGCGCACCACCACCGACGAGAAAGCCUACAAGUCGUACCAGUGCCUCUACCCAGUCUACUUCGACGCCACACGCACGCGCGCCGAGGGCCGGCGCGUGCCACGCUCGCUCGCCGUCGCCAACCCGCUCGCCAUCGACAUCGUGCAAGCGUGUGCCCAGCUGCGUCUGCAGACCGUGCUCGAGGCCGGCAAGCUGCACCCCAAGGACUGGGCCAACCCGGGCCGCGUCAAGGUCAACCUCCGCGGCGACAACCAACCAGGGUCGGGAUCACAACUGGUGAAAAACAAACACCACCUGUACGUCCUCGUCGCAAAGCACCUCCGCGCCAACCCGACGACAGACGACUCGCCCGCGCUGCGCAUGCGGGUGGGCGGGGCGCCGCCGCCGCCGCAGGUGGAGCCGGGCAAGCCGUGGCCGCGGCCGGCAGUGCCGCGCGGGUGGAAGAUGGGCGAGCUGCUGCCGUACUACAGCCCCGCCAUGACGGGCGGCGGGGUGAGCGAGAAUUUCCUGAAGGACAUGAUGAAGGAGAUGCAGGCGGCGGGCGGCGGGGCGGGAGGGAUGCCGGACAUGGCGAGUCUGCUGGCGGCUGCUGGAGCGGGUGGUGGUAGUGGUGCGGCGGGAGGGGCUGGGGGAGGCGGGGGGAAGAAGGAGAAGAAGGGGAAGGGGAAGUAA
This is a messenger RNA of Chaetomium strumarium, 876 nucleotides long. Its product is annotated as signal recognition particle, SRP19 subunit. Gene Ontology annotation, biological process: SRP-dependent cotranslational protein targeting to membrane; SRP-dependent cotranslational protein targeting to membrane, signal sequence recognition. The record is from RefSeq and is a predicted model, not a curated record. Gene Ontology annotation, cellular component: signal recognition particle, endoplasmic reticulum targeting. The coding region runs from base 1 to 876 and encodes 291 amino acids. The transcript has a single exon. Gene Ontology annotation, molecular function: 7S RNA binding. Lineage: Eukaryota; Fungi; Ascomycota; Sordariomycetes; Sordariales; Chaetomiaceae.